AUGGCAACGUCUUCCCAACCAGCAGGCCCUUCGGAUGAGGGCCCUCCAUACCGCUCCUUUAAGGAGCUCCGCGGCGAUCCAACUGUCGCCGUCGUCUUCUCCGCCGCCGCCAAGCGUCUUUUUUGGCCCCUCGACGGCGUCUUCCCCACCGCCCUCUCCGUCAUGAAGACGACUCGCAGCGCGGACGAUCUCGAGCCGUACUUCCAGCAGACCCUCGGCGGCGGCAUCUGGCACGAGAUCGCGCAGCUGCCCCUGACCGAGCCCAAGGUCUCGUCGGUCGAGGCGUCUGUCUAUGACCUGGAGCAGUGGGAGUUCAACUGGGUGGCGUGGCAUGCGCACCACGAGGGGAGCCGGCUAACCCGGAAUAUGUCACAGCUCAAGGAGGACGGCAGCUGGGAGGAGGACUCGGACACUGAGUUCCUUAUCCGGUGCUGCGGACAGGAUCGACCGCUCCGGAAGAGGGGGCAGAAGCUUGUGGUCACGCCGGCUGCGGGCGGUCACUUCGUCACGGUGCACGACUACGUCAGCGGCUUGCGUCCUGACAUCUUGCUUGCCAAGACGGUUGCACAGCCUAAGCCGUAUCCUGGGUCGGCGGGAAUAGUGUGGAUGGUGGACCAGGGGCCGGAGCAUAAGGUGGAGGCGAAGCAGAGCUGGAUUCAAGCACACGGGGGUAGCCCGCCGCGUCCUAUCCCUGCCUCGACGGCCGCGAUUCUCGCAAGGAUACGUGCGAGUCGAAACAGGUGA
Messenger RNA from Colletotrichum spaethianum, 744 nucleotides. RefSeq lists its product as uncharacterized. The record is from RefSeq and is a predicted model, not a curated record. NCBI's taxonomy places the organism in Eukaryota, Fungi, Ascomycota, Sordariomycetes, Glomerellales, Glomerellaceae. Bases 1 to 744 code for a protein of 247 amino acids. The transcript has 3 exons.